ACAGAAACCUGCAAACUAGGACCUGCUGAGAACCCGCCUGUGAAGGGCAUACCCGGGGAAACGGGCUGGACCGAUGCUGGAGCUGUAUAUGGGGAUACCCCAGUCACCGGUGGGACAAAAGGAGGAGGUUGUGCAACGGGCCAGGCACCAGAUCAAAGGACACUGCUGGAGCAUGGAGUGCCACUCAGCAGAUCAGCAGUGCCACGUCCGCAGUGCCAGAUCAGCAGUGCCACGUCCGCAGUGCCAGAUCAGCAGUGCCACAUCCGCAGUGCCAGGUCACAUUGCCACGUCAGACAUAGUGCCACGUAAGCAGUGCCACGUCAGACACAGUGCCACGUCAGCAGUGACGUUCAACACAGUGCCACGUCAGCAGUGCCACGUCAGACACAGUGCCACAUCAGCAGUGACACGUAAGCAGCAUUGCCACGUCAGCAACAUGACGGGCCUGCCAGGCCAACUGACCAAUGAGACCAUUGCCGCCUACAAGCAGCGUUGCCUGGCUCAGAUAGAGGCUGAGGAACAACGCCUGCUGGCAGUCGAGGCUGCCCGCAUACAAGCUGAAGAGGCAGCAGCAGCAGAGAAACUGCGGCUACAGGCCGAUGCAAAAGCAGAUGCCCAGGCUCGCCGAAAGUCAGAGUUGGAGAGACAGCACCGGGACCUGACGCAACAGCAUCAGGAGUUUGCAAUGCUCCGCCGCACAGUGCAGAGCCACGAGGAUGCAACUCGGGCACUCAAUGCCCGAUUGUUGGACCUGGAACAGGCUGUACCAGGACCAGCUGCUGAAGCUUCCAGCAGAGCACCCUCAAGCCGCCAACUGGAGGACCGCGUUGACCACGUAGUGGCAAUUCUCGGCGACAUCAGCACCUUCGCUGCGCCGACCACCACCAUCAGUAGUCAGCUGCAUACAUUGAAGACCGAGGUCCAGAAGCUGCAGUCGACGAACGCGGACGACAAUCCGAAGAUGUACAAGAUGCCAACUUUCAACCUGGAGAGGUUCGACGACUACACACAGCAGGAUCCCGUCCUCUGGUGGGAAGCAUUCACAACGCAACUCAGGAUUCUGCCAGUAGCCAAGCAUGCGUACAUCGGCGCCCUGUUCCUGAACUCAAAGGGCGGAUGCCAGACCUGGUUGAGCCACCUGGCAACCUCCCACGGCGUCGACGUACCAGACUUGAAGGACGUAAUCACAUGGGAGGAACUAACACGGCUGUGGAAGAAGUGGUUCAUCGUCGACGACGCGCCGACACUCGCCAUCAAUCGUUUGUUCACCAUGUCACAGGGCAACACAGCAACACGGGACUGGCUCACGGAGUCCUGUGCGGCAUUGAGCCAGGCUCUUGGUGAUCGCGAGCAGUACUCAAAAGCAAGGGAGAUCAUCGAGACCAACAGGUUAGCUGCACACGAGAAAUCAACAUGGCAGCCGACCUAUGUGGAGAAGGCACGAACUGGUCCGCGACAGCAGCACUUCGCUGUAGUCCAGCAGGACAGUGGAGAUAACCCAGCAGCCACUCCAGCAUCAAGUGACGGAGAUCAGGUGGCUGCUGUCCAGUCGCGAAGCACCAACAAGUCCCGCAACAAUGGGAAGGCGAAAUCCGCAUCGCAGGCCGGAAAUGGACAGCCAGUACAAUUCUUCUCUAAGUUGGAUCUCAAGUCAGGGUACCACCAACCCGAGAUUCGCAAGGAGGAUCGCUACAAGACCGCGUUUAAGACUCGGUAUGGGCAUUUUGAAUGGCUGGUCAUGCCAUUUGGCCUUACGAAUGCCCCAGCCACUUUCCAAGCGGCUAUGACGAUGGAGUUCCGACACAUCCUGGAUCGUUUUGUACUUAUAUACCUCGACGACAUUCUGGUUUACAGCCGGAGUCGUGACGAGCAUGUGGAACACGUGCGCACCGUUUUGGAGCGGCUACGACAGGCCAAGUACAAAGCAAACCGMGACAAGUGCGAGUUCGCACAGCAGGAGCUGGAGUACUUGGGACACUAUGUGACGCCGCAAGGCAUCCGUCCGCUUGCGGACAAGAUCGAGGCCAUCCGCGUAUGGCCCGAGCCCACCAACACCACGGACGUUCGUUCAUUCAUGGGGUUGGCAGGCCAUUAUCAGCGUUUCAUCACCGGAUACUCAAGGAUUGCCGCACCUCUGACGAGACUACAAUCGCCAAAGGUGCCAUUCGUAUUCGAUGAUGACGCGCACCAGGCUUUCCAAGCACUCAAGACGGCCAUGCUCAUGGCACCCAUCCUUAGCAUCUACGACCCCACUCUGCCUACGAGAGUGACGACUGACGCUUCCGGUUACGGCAUUGGGGCAGUCUUGGAGCAGCACGAUGGCGAGGAUUGGCACCCUGUGGAGUAUUUCAGYCACAAAGUGYCUCCCAUCAAUUCUWUGGAUGAUGCAAGGAAGAAGGAGYUGCUUGCGUUCGUCAUGGCUCUCAAGCGAUGGCGRCACUUCCUUCUUGGGCGUCGUARGUUCACAUGGGUCACGGACAAUAACCCAUUGACCUACUACAAGACGCAGGACACGGUGAGCAGCACGAUUGGACGGUGGAUGUACUUCAUCGACCAUUUUGACUUCACACCGAAACACGUUGACGGCCUCUCCAAUCGCGCAGCAGAUGCACUUUCGCGACGACCUGAUCUUUGCGCUAUGACGCAUCACGCCUUCGCGUUCGACGAGGACCUCCAACGACACUUCAUCAAGGGCUAUCAGUCUGACCCAGAGUUUGCUACGUUGUAUGCGCAACUAUCUUCGGAUCACCCGUCGGCCAGCCACUAUCGCAUUGCCGACGGGUACUUUCUCCUCCACUCGAGAGGCAAGGACUUACUGUGUGUCCCACGCGACCGCCGUCUUUGGACUCGCCUUCCUGGCGAGUAUCAUGAUUCGCGACUCGUCGGCCAUUUCGGAGUCAAUCGCACGAUUGCACGGCUUCGACUACGAUUCCGAUGGCCCGACCUCAUUUCCGAUGUCAUGCGGUAUUGCGAUUCUUGCGAAGUUUGCCGACGCAGCAAACCCCGCAACCGCAAUCCCUAUGGCGAGUUACGCCCGAUGCCUAUCCCCCGGGAACCUGGUAUCUCCAUUGCUAUGGAUGUCACCGGUCCGUUUUCUCGAGACCGGCUCGGGCACGACGGCAUCCUCUCGGUUGUGGACCGAUUGAGCAAUUACGCACGUUUUCUUCCUUGCAAGUACUACUCCACGGCUCCCGAGCUGGCACGCCUCUUGCACACCGGUUGGAUUUGUGGCCACGGCGUACCCGAGGACAUAGUCAGCGACCGCGACACUCGUUUCAUGUCGACUUUUUGGACCUCUCUCAUGCAGGAGUCCGGCACGACGAUGAAACCCAGUUCGGCUCGGCAUCCACAGACAGACGGGCAAACGGAGCGGGCACAUCAGACCGCUCAAAUGAUGCUUCGUCCGCUCAUCUGUCCGGACCAUUAGGAUUGGGUUGACCGCCUCCCCGACAUCGAGUUCGCCUACAACACUUCAGUGCACCCGGCGAUCGGUGUGACUCCAUUCGAGUUGCACCACGGU
Chara braunii is the source of this 3520-nucleotide messenger RNA. Lineage: Eukaryota; Viridiplantae; Streptophyta; Charophyceae; Charales; Characeae. The record is from the annotation of a GenBank genome assembly.